AUGGGCCUUCGUACAGAUACGCGGACUAUAGGUAUUCUGAAUGACUCAAUUUAUAUCCACUUGUCAUUCACAAAAAGAAACCCUCACGAGGCUGUGCAACAUGUUGACCAUAUGAAGACAAAAAAUUUGACAGAAAAUAACAGAGUAGCAGCUUUGAAAAUGGAAGUACUUAAUGAUCAGCUGAAGCAAAAUCCAUGGCCUUUGGAGAAGAGCAUAUUUGAGAGUCUACCUCCUAGACUUCGUAAAGCGCUGCAGGAAGCUUGCAAAGAACAGAAUGGAUUCUACGCUCAGUUCUCUAAACUCUUCCCAAUGCGGGUGAUAUCCUAUCUGAUGCUACCAUAUACGCUACCAGUGGAGUCUGCUUACUCUGUUGCUUUACGGUUAGUAAACUGGUUUCCUGACAUGCCUGCUGAUGUUCGAUGGAUGCAAGAACAGCUUUGUCGGAUUGCUGGUACAGUUUAUUCCCAGGCUAAAAGCAAGCUGUUCUGUACAUCCAGGAAAGACAAUUAUGCAUCACUGAGAAAAUGUCAAACUGUCCCAUCUACUAUGGAAUUUCAUUCUUCAUACUGCCACCUUAAAACGCCUCACUCUUCUGCGGACCUUGAAACCUGGCUCUGGGAAUCCUCACGCUUCAUGCACUCAGCUAUGAAAAAUGCUUCUGCUAACAUGCAGGAGCAUUCAGACUUAAACUCCUAUCCUAAUUUUCUCCCAAAUUCUGAUGAGUCUGGGUUGGAAAUAGAUUUUGACUCUUCCUCAGAGACAAGUUUCCACACUGCUCCAGAGUAUUAAUUUGGAAGUAGAUUCCAGAGUUUUCAAAAUUCCAAUUUGGCAGAGAACUUUAAAUCCUAAAGGACUAAAGAUCGCUUUGUUUAUUGCCAAUGGAAAAUUAUUUGUUUACAGCUUCCUGACAAAUCUGCCUUGGAAAUUCUACUGUUUUAAGGAUUAUAAAAACAGUGGCUGCUAUACUAAGUAACAGACUACAAUUCUGUCAAAGCACCAGCUCAGUCAACU
Molecule: messenger RNA, 1011 nt
Organism: Balearica regulorum gibbericeps (East African grey crowned-crane)
Lineage: Eukaryota; Metazoa; Chordata; Aves; Gruiformes; Gruidae
Source: RefSeq, a predicted model, not a curated record